AUGCAAGGAUAUCAACAGCGACUCAUUACCUUCACUUUAUUUAUUACUGUGGCAUAUGGAAAACUAGAAAUUGUCUCUUUCGAUGCUAAGGCUCCAACGGAUAUAAUUGGACCUCAUUCUACAAUCUAUGAUACUCACAUAGAAUUAUGGGCUGUUUUAAAAGAUUGUCCAAAUUCAGAAUGUAGCUGCACUGUCAAUAGUCCUGAUUUAGCAGAUGAUUCGUAUAGCGUAACGUUUUUGGUGGCACCGCAAAAGCAUAUAGGCUAUGUGCAGAUUUCUGAUCUUAAACCAAUUACCAAAUAUUCAUUCACUUUGACUUGUGCGGAUGUAGGUAGUCAUCCUAGUCUGACAAUCCCUAUGACAACUGAUUAUGGUCGUCCAUCAGCACCAGCAAAUAUUGCAUCAGCAUUAAAUGCUAACAAAAUUAAAAUCAGUUGGUCACCGGUAACGCCUAGUGAAUCAUUUGAUCAUUACAGAGUGACCAUUGAUAAAGCAGCUAUAGAAGUAGGGAAAGACAAUUCUUAUGAAAUGAAAGAAAACUAUGUAAAUGGCAUCACGCAUAAAAUCAGGGUUCAAGCUUGUCGUAAAAACAAGCAAGGCAAUAUACUGUGUUCGCAAUCAAAAAAUGAUGAAAUAACGUUUUUCGUACCAACACCACCAACAGUAACACCACCAGUAAUAACAGCAUCAGAAACUCCACCGACAGCAACAGCAACACCAUCAACAGCAACGCCCCCAUCAACUACAUCAACAACAACAACAACAAAAUCAAUGGGUGUUCAUUCUUAUUCUGUAUCUGUUUUAAUGAUUUUUUUGUCUCUUUUUUUUCUAAGUUGA
Rotaria socialis is the source of this 837-nucleotide messenger RNA. The record is from the annotation of a GenBank genome assembly. Lineage: Eukaryota; Metazoa; Rotifera; Eurotatoria; Philodinida; Philodinidae.